Messenger RNA from Closterium sp. NIES-65, 1281 nucleotides. NCBI's taxonomy places the organism in Eukaryota, Viridiplantae, Streptophyta, Zygnematophyceae, Desmidiales, Closteriaceae. The record is from the annotation of a GenBank genome assembly.
AUGGACGUGGACGGGGACGUGGACGUGGACGUGGACGUGGACGUGGACAUGGACGUGGAUGUGGACGUGGAGGACUUGGACGUGGACAUGGACGUGGACGUGGACGUGGACGUGGACGUGGACAUGGACGUGGACGUGGACGUGGACCUGGACGUGGACAUGGACGUGGAGAUGGACGUGGACGUGGACAUGGACAUGGACAUGGACGUGGACGUGGACGUGGAGGACUUGGACGUGGACGUGGACGUGGACGUGGACGUGGACGUGGACGUGGACGUGGACGUGGACGUGGACGUGGACAUGGACGUGGACGUGGACGUGGACAUGGACGUGGUCGUGGACGUGGACGUGGUCGUGGACGUGGACGUGGACGUGGACGUGGACGUGGACGUGGACGUGGACGUGGACGUGCAUAGGGACGUGGACAUGGACGUGGACAUGGACGCGGACGUGGACGUGGACAAUGGACACGUGGACGUGGACAUGGACGUGGACGUGGACAUGGACAUGGACAUGGACGUGGACGAGGACGUGGACGUGGACAUGGACGUGGACGUGGACGUGGACGUGGACGUGGACAUGGACGUGGACGUGGACGUGGAGGACUUGGACGAGGACGUGGACGCUGACGUGGACGUGGACGUGGACAUGGACGUGGAUGUGGACGUGGACGUGGACGUGGAUGUUGACUUGGAUGUGGUCGUGGACGUGGACGUGGACGUGGACUUGGACGUGGACGUGGACUUGGACGUGGACGUGGACGUGGUCGUGGUCGUAGACGUGGACGUUGAGGUGGUGGACGUGGACGUGGACGUUGACGUGGACGUGGUCGUGGACGUGGACAUUGACGUGGUGGACGUGGACGUGGACGUGGACUUGGACGUGGACUUGGACGUGGACGUGGACGUGGACAUGGACGUAGACGUGGACGUUGACGUGGUGGACGUGGACGUGGUCGUGGACGUUGACGUGGUCGUGGACGUGGACGUAGACGUGGUGGACGUGGACGUGGUCGUGGACGUGGACGUGGACGUGGUGGUGGACGUGGACGUGGACGUGGACGUGGACGCGGUCGUGGACGUGGACGUGGUCGUGGACGUGGACGUGGACGCGGUCGUGGACGUGGACGCAGUCGUGGACGCGGUCGUGGACGUGGAUGUGGACGUAGACAUGGACGUUGAUGUGGACGUGGACGCGGACGUAGACGUGGACGUGGACCUGGACGUGGUGGACGUGAACGUGGACGUGGACCUGGACUUGGACGUGGACAUGGACGUUUAG